Molecule: messenger RNA, 1070 nt
Organism: Drosophila serrata
Lineage: Eukaryota; Metazoa; Arthropoda; Insecta; Diptera; Drosophilidae
Gene: Ak2
Product: Adenylate kinase 2
Biological process (GO): ADP biosynthetic process
Molecular function (GO): ATP binding; AMP kinase activity
Source: RefSeq, a predicted model, not a curated record
GUGAGGAUUUCUUCAUAUUAUCUUAUCUCAUUAACCUUCAUUUCUGGCUCGCUUAGUUAUGAAUUAGGACUUAAGCAAAAGUUCAGCAUAAACAAUAAACGAUGGCGCCGAAUGCAGCUGUACCAGUGGAGCGAUAUGAGCCCGAGAACGUCGGCAUCAACGCCAUUCUCUUGGGGCCGCCAGGUUCCGGCAAGGGAACGCAGGCUCCGCUGCUGAAGGAGAAGUUCUGCGUCUGCCACUUAUCUACUGGCGACAUGCUGCGGGCGGAAAUUUCAUCCGGAUCCAAGCUUGGAGCCGAGCUGAAGAAGGUUAUGGAUGCCGGCAAACUGGUCUCCGAUGACCUGGUUGUGGACAUGAUUGAUUCCAACCUGGACAAGCCCGAGUGCAAGAAUGGCUUCUUGCUCGACGGCUUCCCCAGGACUGUUGUUCAAGCCGAGAAGCUCGACACAUUGCUGGACAAGAGGAAAGCCAAUCUGGAUGCCGUCAUUGAGUUUGCCAUUGACGACAGCCUGCUAGUGAGGCGAAUCACCGGCCGCCUUAUCCAUCAGUCCAGCGGACGAUCCUAUCACGAGGAAUUUGCGCCUCCUAAAAAGCCAAUGACGGAUGAUAUUACCGGAGAACCGCUGAUGCGACGAAGCGAUGACAACGCCGAAGCUUUGAAAAAGAGGCUUGAGUCAUAUCACAAGCAGACGCGGCCCCUGGUCGACUACUACGGCCUGAGAGGUCUGCACUUCAAGGUGGACGCCGCGAAGAAGUCCAGCGACGUCUUCUCCACCAUCGAAACCAUAUUCCAACGCAAACGUCCAGCAGCCCAACUUCAAUUGUGAUUUGUCCAAGCGCAAUGAUCCAAGUACUGAUACUGCCGCCGCCUCCCGACAAUUUAUUUUGAGACACACAACACAAACACAAUGUUUUUAAGCCUAAAGUUAAAGAGUAAAGAAUUGCAUCUGGAAAACCUAAAUAGACGAAAUAACUAUUGUUUGAGAUCUACUACUUUCCUUGUACAGAUUUCUAAAAUGUAUAAGUGUUACUUUUUACAUUUCACUAUUUGUAACUAUAAUAAAACUUAC